AUGCUGGAUGAAGCUGCACCAACUGUGAUUAAAAAAGAAUGUCGCGAUCAACAACUUGCACGAGUAGUUGUGUUCAAUGAUCGAGCAGAAUUGAAACGAGUAGUGGAGUGUGAGCUAAAACCGGGAUUAAACGACGUCUAUCUUGAAAAUGUAACCAAUCAUAUCAUAUACGAUUCGGUUCGAGUCGAUGGUCGAGGCGACGGUUUUAUCCAUGACGUACAACUUCAGGAUAAACCCGUCACUCCUGAAGAUACAGAUUCGCCAAAAAACGUAUUUGAGGCGAAGGAACUACGAGCAAAGAUUGACGAAAAGGAGCAGGAGGUUGGUAGCGCUGUCGUUUCUCGUCCAAAGACAGAAGGCGAUUCGUUUACACUGGAUAGUGGGACGCUCGAGAACCUCACUUCCUUCUUUAGCUUCUACGACAAAAGUUCAACUGAAAUUCGAGCAGGUAAACAAUUUCAAUGUUUGUAG
Molecule: messenger RNA, 471 nt
Organism: Cylicostephanus goldi
Lineage: Eukaryota; Metazoa; Nematoda; Chromadorea; Rhabditida; Strongylidae
Source: the annotation of a GenBank genome assembly